Penicillium malachiteum is the source of this 2598-nucleotide messenger RNA. RefSeq names its product ankyrin repeat domain-containing protein. The record is from RefSeq and is a predicted model, not a curated record. The transcript has 2 exons. Lineage: Eukaryota; Fungi; Ascomycota; Eurotiomycetes; Eurotiales; Aspergillaceae. The coding region runs from base 1 to 2598 and encodes 865 amino acids. Gene Ontology annotation, molecular function: protein binding.
AUGAAGCGUCCCUCAUCGCCAGACAACCCCGAGAGAGUGACCCAAGAUGAUGAUCAGCGCACAAUGAUUCUAGCUGUGCUAGUUGGCAAUGAAGACAGUAUAUGGCAGUUAGCACGGGAAGGGGCGGAUCUGAAUUUCCAGGACGGGCACUCAUGGACACCAUUACAUUACGCAGCUUGGAGAGGUCAUCCACCAGUUGUACGAGCACUAAUCAAGGCCCAGGCAGAUAAAAGCGUCCGCGAUGCGCUGGGGCUACAACCUAUUCAUCUAGCUGCCUCACGAGGGAACACAACUAUAUUGGAGAUUCUGUUGGAAGACAGUUCAAGCUCAGAUACAGCGAUGGAUCUUCACAAAGAUCUGGAGUAUAAAGACGGUACAGGCCGGACGCCCCUGUCUUGGGCGGCAAGCAGUGGCAAGCAAAAAGCUGCGAGAUAUCUUAUAGAGCGAGGCUUCGUAGUUGAUUCAAAAGACGACUCAGGCCGAACUGCACUUUCAUGGGCCGCUGGAAAUGGCCUAGGAGAUGUCCUUAGACAAAUUUUGCAGCAUGAUCCCGAGGUCAAUCUUCCUAAUACUGCCGGUCAAACCCCAUUAUCUUGGGCUAGCCAAAAUGGAUAUGUCGAAACCGCGAGAAUCUUGCUUAGUGCGGGUAGCGACUCUGAGGUUGCUGAUGAAGCUGGCCGAACGCCUUUAUCAUGGGCCGCAGGAAAUGGUCACCAUGAAGUAACCUGUCUACUAAUUGAAAAGGGCGCUACAAUUGAAUCAUCAGAUAAGACGGGUCAUACACCAUUAUCCUGGGCCGCCGAAAUAUCAGAAAGAACUUCGGCAUUUCUCCUGGACUGUGGUGCCUUGAUAGAGUCAAAAGACAUUUUCAAUCGCACACCCCUUUCUUGGGCAUCGCAACAUUCAACUGACACCAAGAAGCUCCUGCUUGAGUGGCAUGCCAAAAUAGACUCUCCGGACUCCUCUGGGAAAACCCCUUUAUCGUGGGCAGCCAGCCGUGGAACUGAAACCGCGAUUCAGUUGUUAUUAGAUCAUGGUGCCGAUCCAGAAAUACACGAUCAUAUAGGAUGGGUCUCCUUGUUACAGGCUGCUGAAAAUAGCCGUGCUCUGUUGUUGAUGUUGAUACGCGCGGCGCAGCGCGGAUACUAUGACAUGGCAAGACUUCUUUUUAGCAGGGGUGUUGAUAUAGAUAAGGCAGAUAGUCAAGGCCAAACAUCAUUGUCAUAUGCCUCACAAGAGGGCGCUGUUUUAGUUGUCGAGUUUCUUCAAGAGGAUGGUGCAGAUUGUGACAUAAAGGACGAAUGCGGAACGCCCAUAUCAUUUGCAGCGGGACGAGGUCAUGAACACGUGGUCCGACUAAUUCUUCAAUAUAAUAGUCACGAUGCGAAAGACUCACCGGAUAACUCAGGGCGCUGUCCUCUAUCUUGGGCUGCGGGAAGUGGCCACAAAGGGGUAGCUGCCCUGCUCUUGCAGGAAGGGUUCCCAGUUCAUGCCAAUGAUAAACAAGGAUGGGAGCCUCCGGCAUGGGCUGAAAAGCAAGGACAUUUCGAAACUGCCAGUCUGCUUGCUGAUCGGGGUGGUAAUGUAGACGCUAUGGAUAAAACCCCACUCAAUGCUCUUCAGCGCGUGGCGUGCGACGGCGAGGAAACCACCGUGAGAGGGCUACUUGAUGGUCCCAAGGCUAAUGUCAAUGGACCAAAAAACUGGUACAACUCUGGCCUCAAAUUGAACAUGUCGCCUUUGACCCUAGCGGCAGGCAAUGGCCAUGAAGAGACGAUUAAGGUCCUACUUGAUCAUGGUGCCGACUCAGAAAUGCGCCACGAGUCAUCAUAUCAGACCGCGAUAUUCGAAGCUGCGGACAAUGGACACCAAGGAGCAGACAGAAUCUUGAUCCAGAUGGGAGCGGAUGUUGAUGCUCGUGAUAUUUUGGGCCGAACGGCUUUUUCGUGGGCUGCUGAAAAGGGUCAGGUCGAAAUGAUGAACAUUCUUGUUGAAUCUGGCACGGAUAUCAAUAUUCACGACGCUUUGAAUCGAAAUCCUCUAUCUCGAGCUGCAGAAAGGGGCCGAAUUGACGCUGUUGAACUGCUGCUCAAACUUCGUGCUAAUUGCAGAUCAAGGAGCGAUAAUUUGGGUCUGACGCCAUUCAUGUUUGCUGCCAAGUCAGGCCACUUUGAAGUUGCGGAGCUACUCAUGGAAUCGUGGCCUGAUUCAUACUCCGAUGGAGAUUGGAUCGAUACUGCGCUUUAUCUCGCGGUUGCUACAGAAAAUGGGGAAUGUGUUCACUUCCUUGUCAGUAAAGGAGCGCGGGUAGACUCUCGAGCCUAUCACGAUCCUAUACCAGCAGCCCAAAUAGCUAAAAAUGAGCAAACGGUGGUUUCAAAGCUAUCUGGAAAGAAGGAUAAUUUCUUAGGGUGGCUUUCACAUUGUGCAGGAAGGACAAAGUGCGAGCGACGGCGGCGUGAGGAAAGAAGGAAGGAAGACCUGCGAGGCGUGUCAUAUGUCUACAGCGGAAACCUCGGAGGACAAAGUUUCCGUGGGAUGACUGCCCCUGGUCCGAUACCUUGUGAUGUCGAAGAGACAGUCCAGUUCCUCCUAUAG